AUGCAGUCUGUGGACCCAGACCACUUCUUCGAGACUGAUGCCUCUCAGGCACAGAGAGCGAGAAAGGCGGCCAAGGCAGGAAACAAGAAUGGCGACCCUUUGAAGAUGAAAUCCAAGAUUCUUGCUGCCAUUCCCGACCCCGGAUCUCCGCUUUCCACGAUUUUCAUUGCUGAAUCUGCAGGUUUCGUUCGCCGUGUCAAUUUAUCAACCCCCGAGCCACAAGCAACUUAUCGUGGCCCAAAAGCUCCGGUUACAUGUCUCGCCGUGGGGGGUAAAGAAAACAAGACCAUAUUUGCAGGGUCCUGGGAUAAGGAUAUAUGGUCAUGGGAUAUCGAGUCACGUCAGCCUGGCCGGAAAUAUAGCGGCCACUCUGACUUUGUCAAGGCCGUUCUGUGCACGAAACUCGGCGAGCAGGACAUCCUCGUCAGUGGCGGAGCAGACAAGAAGAUUAUCGUAUGGGACAUUGAAACGGGCCGUCGUUUGCACACCAUACAAGACCCCACCAUGACGAUGCUCGCUGUCCAGCAUCUAGCUUUGGAUCCUGAAUACAGUGGUAUUGAGAGGUUUGUCUUGUAUUGCGCCAGCAGUGAUCCACACAUUCGUCGAUGGGAGGUUACCCUAGACAGCUGUGAGCCAUUCACGGAGUCGUGCCAUGGCGCGCCUCCUACCGAGAACCUAACGAUCGAGGCACACGACACGAGUGUCUACAGGUUGGUUUUUGAUGAGUUUGCAGAAGAUCUCGAUUUAUGGACAGCCAGUGCAGAUGGGACGGCAAAGUGCCUGGAGCGGCGUCAUGGCUUUGCGGCAGCAGGUUCUCUACAACAUGGCGAUUACGUGCGCGCAGUCCAACCGACGAGUAAUUGGGUAAUUACCGCAGGAAGAGACGAGGAUGUGAAAGUAUGGGACAGAGCGUCUGGAAAGCUGUACUGCUCGCUGGAGGGGCACUUUGAAGAGAUUACGGACUUGCUACUCCUUCGUGAUGCUCUGGGUUACCCCCAGAAAGUCUGUAGCGUCAGCAUCGACGGGACUAUUCGCACUUGGCCACUACAAAAGGCGAAACUUGAUGCUGCCGUCAAAAAGAUGGAAGAGGCCAAGAAACAAAGCACGCAAGAGAAGCAGACAGAAGAGGUGGAAAGCCUGUUGACUGCCGAAGAGGAAGCAGAACUGGCAGCACUGAUGGAUGACUAG
Molecule: messenger RNA, 1188 nt
Organism: Pochonia chlamydosporia 170
Lineage: Eukaryota; Fungi; Ascomycota; Sordariomycetes; Hypocreales; Clavicipitaceae
Product: transcriptional repressor
Exons: 3
Coding region: 1-1188 (395 amino acids)
Molecular function (GO): protein binding
Source: RefSeq, a predicted model, not a curated record